Molecule: messenger RNA, 1413 nt
Organism: Maniola jurtina (meadow brown)
Lineage: Eukaryota; Metazoa; Arthropoda; Insecta; Lepidoptera; Nymphalidae
Exons: 7
Coding region: 200-1186 (328 amino acids)
Source: RefSeq, a predicted model, not a curated record
UGUUGGUAUUACGUUGGCGUCGUGCUAUAACCCAACCAAAUUUAGAAUGAUAUUUCUAUGAAGUUGUCUUGUGGAAGUAGAUGUCUAUCAAAAUUAAGGUGGUUAUAUCGUUUGUUUAUGUUUAUGCGGAAAGUAGGUAUCUAGAAAUCAUUUUAUUUUUGAUUUGCUCGCUUUUUUAAUAUAACCUAGUGUUAUAAAAAUGAAGACAAGCCAGUCGCAAUUUGAUUUGAUGGUGACAUUUAUGGAGCAGCAUGGAGACCUUAGCAAACCAUCUGCGAAUGCAAGAGGUAGAAUCUCCCGUUUAAGCAAGUGGGAAGAACUUGCUCACUUGCUAAACAGUGAUGAUAGUGGUGACACUAAAACUUCUGAGAAAUGGAAGAAAGUAUGGAGUGAUUUUAAAAAUAACACAAAAAAAAAGGCUGCUCGUCUGCAUAGAGCAGCUAGUGGGACUGCUGCUACGUAUUGCAAGCUGACAGAUUUAGAGCAAAGAGUUCUAAAUCUGACCGGUGUGCAAGUAGCAACGAGCUUGGCAGUGGGAGAGGCUGGUUUGUCACAGGAGAUUCCUAAUGAGCCAGACUCUAUGAAUGUUGAGCAAGGUACUCCAUCAUUACUUACACAGCAAUUCAUAGAAUUUCCACUUACAUCAGAGGUGGUAAUAAAAACGAUUGCCGAACCAGUGCCACCAUCACAGACGAGGGCCAUGUCCUCUCCGCCUCUUGGCUUUAUAGAGGAAAAAGUUCAAAGAUCUCAACCUUGGAAUGAGCUGGGGCCAUCAGCUUCAUAUACUGCAGCGGUACCACCUCAAGCAAGGCCUGCAACUCCACUUUUUACAUUUGUGGAGUCACAAGUAGAAGAUCCAGGCAUGCGCUCUCCAACUAGGCCCUCUACUCAUGUCCACGAUGUUCGGCCAGGGCCUGCUCUAUCUGGGCAAACUACACCUCCCCGAGGAAUUCAAAGGAAAAAAGUGAGGCCAGCACACACAAAGCAGGCAGCCCAACAAUUUCUCCAAGCUGAAAAGUUUUGGAGAAAAUUUAAAAUCAAACAACAUAGGGACUACAUGGACAUGAGAAGAGAGCAAAAUAGAAUUAGGGAGAUGGAAGUGCAGGCUCAGAGGGAGUGGCAGAAAGUAGGUUUAAGAGCUUUAGAAAUAUUAGAUAAGUUAGCAAAUAAGUUUUGUAAAGAUUAAUUUGGAUUUGUUAUUUAGUUAAUAAGAUUAGUUAGUUUGUUUGAUUAGAUUAGCAUAGAUAAAAAAAAAUUAUAAGGUUUACAUGCUUUAUUCACAUGCUUAUAUACUCUUUGGCUUUAUGUAGCAUGCAUUCACAGCGUAUAUAAUUUUUCGGGUUCUGUACCUCAAAAGGAAAAAAGUAACCCUUAUUGGAUCACAUCAUUGUCUGUCUGUCUGUCAGCAAAACC